Cololabis saira (Pacific saury) is the source of this 637-nucleotide messenger RNA. It is a transcript of the gene mrpl35, whose product is annotated as mitochondrial ribosomal protein L35. Gene Ontology annotation, biological process: translation. The record is from RefSeq and is a predicted model, not a curated record. The transcript has 4 exons. Gene Ontology annotation, molecular function: structural constituent of ribosome. Bases 26 to 562 code for a protein of 178 amino acids. Lineage: Eukaryota; Metazoa; Chordata; Actinopteri; Beloniformes; Belonidae. Gene Ontology annotation, cellular component: mitochondrion; ribosome.
CGUACGGAGCACAACCAAAAGAAAGAUGGCGGCCGCCUUGGCGAGGAGACUGUCAGGGUUGUUGAGGCCCCUGUCAACAUCUGCACCAGCAUCUGUCUGGGCCAGGACCCAUCACAUCUGGAAUGUUUCUAGCUGCAUCCAGCCCCAGCCUCUCCACGGCGGCCAUGCAGCCCUGGUCCGGGCUCCUUUUGGAGGUCCAGUGGCCCCAAGAUACAACAUCCUGCAGCGUGUGUCGGCACUUGCUCCCAGCCUGAAUCAGCAGCCAAGCAGAAGCCUGACGUACUACAGCGUGAAAAAGGGCAAGAGGAAGAGUGUAAAAGCCGUGACUUUUAGGUUCAUGCGGCUGCAUUGUGGCCUUUGGAUCAGACGCAAGGCUGGAUACAAGAAGAAACUGUGGAAGAAGUUGCCCGCCAGACGUAAGCGUCUGAGGGAAAUUGUAUUCUGUAACAAAACGCAGAGCAAACUCUUAGAUAAAAUGACGACCUCUUUUUGGAAAAGAAGAAACUGGUACGUUGAUGAUCCAUAUCUGAAGUACCACGAUCGGGUCAACCUCAAACCUUAGAUCACUGAUUCAUGUAAUGUCUUCUGCUCGAUAAUAAAGUUGUAUAUGUAUGGAAUAAAAGUGUUUCGAUUAACA